Molecule: messenger RNA, 636 nt
Organism: Phytophthora sojae
Lineage: Eukaryota; Oomycota; Peronosporomycetes; Peronosporales; Peronosporaceae
Exons: 2
Coding region: 1-636 (211 amino acids)
Source: RefSeq, a predicted model, not a curated record
AUGAGUUCAAGCAAACAAAGUUUGCGAAUCGUCGCCACAGGCACCUCAAUACCCGAUUUUGGAGCUUCGAUUUCAAAGAAGUUUAAGGCCGCGUCAAUGGGAGAUAUUCCUGCGCUUGAUAUGAAGAAAUUGUUUCGCAUGAUAGUACUCGGUCCAAGCUUUUCCGGUAAGAAUAAUCUAUGCAUGUUUAUCCUAAAGAAUUCCCCGCACGGGUUAACCAUCAUCGCUCGUAACCCUAACCAGGAGCUCUACGAAUAUCUGAAAGAGAAGCUUGACGGCUUUAUCACGUUUACUGAUCCAGAUAUGCCACCAAGCGUAGACCAAGUCCGCCAUAUACCAAUGAGUUCCAACAAGCCUGAGCUUGUAAUUAUCGAUGACUACAGUAACGAUAAACUACUUCAAAAGAACAUUUUCUCACACUAUUUCACUAGAGGUAGGCAUUUCAAGCUGAGCACCAUAUUUCUAAGUCAUAGCUACUUUGCAAUCGAUAAGAUAAUUCGCUUAAAUUCAGAGUAUGUAGCGAUUCUGAAGGCUAAUUCGAAGCGUGAUUUACAGAUGGUUGUCAAAGAUUUCAAUAUCCCGGCAUUGACCGAUCGAUCUACAGUAAUGUGCGUCAAUAAGGGACCUCUGAUAUGA